Molecule: messenger RNA, 1098 nt
Organism: Psilocybe cubensis
Lineage: Eukaryota; Fungi; Basidiomycota; Agaricomycetes; Agaricales; Agrocybaceae
Exons: 9
Coding region: 1-1098 (365 amino acids)
Cellular component (GO): membrane
Source: RefSeq, a predicted model, not a curated record
AUGACAAUCUCAACUAUCUCACGGACCUUUACGACCGCACGACUUGUAUGCCGUCCAGUGGGUAGCAACUUGGAGAAAAUACGGAUACCGUCAAGGCAGCUAACAAGAAGGGGGUUCUUGACAGUUAUUCAGCAAGGACACGAGGGCUGGCGUUUGAGCCUUGGUAGGGAUCCAGUUAAGCUGACGCCAGGGUUGAACAUUAAGAUACCGUUAUAUCACACAUUGACCGUGUUGGAUAUACGUGAAUCGUCUGUCAACAUCCCGAAUCUUCCUGGGUAUACAGCCGACAAUGUUCCUGUAUUGUGUUCCGGCUCCCUCUUCUAUCGCAUCAACGACAGUUAUAAGGCUUGCUUUGAAGUCUCUGAGGUCGAGAAGAAUGUACAAAACAUCGGGACAUCAGCCAUGAGAAGUGUUCUAGGCUCAUUUACAUAUGACCAAGUGAUCGCGGACAGAAACGAGCUGAACAGGAAGCUCAAUGUGACGAUAGGCAACUCAAUUUCGAACUGGGGCGUAGAAUGCACCAGAUUUGAAGUGCAGUCAUUCCAACCCGCAAAUCGCGAAGUAGAGCGACAACUCGAGUUACAAAUGGAAGCAGAACGUAACCGUCGCAAACAGCUUCUAGAUACUCAAGCCCAAAUAAACAUUGCAGAAGGGCAGAAACAACGGGUCAUUUUGGAGAGUGAAGGACACCUUGAAGCGAAAUCGAAUGAAGCGGAUGCAAAGUACAAGACAGUUUUUAGAGAGGCAGAGGCGAGACAACAGCAAGCCUUGAUGGAAGCGUCAGCACUUUCUCAACAAGUCGAAAACAUUGCUCGCUCGCUGGCGCCUAAUUCCAACCCCGACGAGGUGACAAGCGAACACCGAAAACUGGCGCUCGCUACGCUCGUUGAACUCAAGCGGUUGGAACAACUGCGGGCCAUCGCUGAAAGUAAAAGCAAUUCAACAUAUUUUUUCGGAGACAAAGCUGCUGGACUUGGGAGCCCAAACGAUGCCUUCAACAUUGAUUAUGCCCAAAACGUAAAGGCUGCGGUAUCAGAUGGUGGAAGGGCCUCGAAGAAUACCUCUAGCAAUCCGAUUACAAGUGGGGCCAUCCUUUAG